Molecule: messenger RNA, 1080 nt
Organism: Podospora anserina S mat+
Lineage: Eukaryota; Fungi; Ascomycota; Sordariomycetes; Sordariales; Podosporaceae
Exons: 2
Molecular function (GO): protein binding
Source: RefSeq, a predicted model, not a curated record
CGAUGGCGCCGACAAGACCAAAAAAGAAGUCGACCAAAGACAAGGCAAGGGACAGACUCCGAGCCAAAGCCGCCGCCGCGCAAUCCUCAAAUGUCAACCCCAGAGAGCUUCUCGUGCAAGCCGUCGGCAUGCUCGAGGUCGGCGAUGCGGAGGGCGCCGCCAAAGUCGCCAGGACAGCGUAUGAUCACAUCGGAGACAACGGACGACAGGCUGGCGCCGCGCUGUCCCUUCUGGGUCAAAUACAUGUCGAGUUGGGAGAGGUUGACAGUGCUCGCCAGUUCUUCCUGUCUGCCGUCAAGCGUUGGCUGGUUCGAGCGUGGUGCGGCCGCACUGCGUGCCCAGAUUCAGACACUUACCGACGCACUAGAGUCACGGCCCCUUACCCGCGACGAACAGGAAGCUGCCAUCAACGAGAAACGAAGAAAGCUGGCAGAUACACUCUGCGCCGUUGCCGAGGUCUACAUGACAGAUCUCAGCUGGGAGGACGAUGCUGAGAGUCGGUGCGAGGCGCUGAUUACCGAGGCUAUUAUGCUGGCCCCUGAACAGCCAGAUACCUGGCAAACUGUUGCAAACGUACGAAUCUCACAGUCACGAACCGAAGAAGCGAAAGAGGCCUUGAAAAGAAGCUUGGGACUGUGGACAGAUCUGCCGCCUGAAGACCCUGGGGUUCCUGCGUUUCCAUCACGUGUCAGUCUGGUUCGGUUGCUGAUAGAGGUUGGGCUGGAGGAGCAAGCGAUUGAAGUUGCCGGACGUCUUGUUGACGAGGACGAUCUCAGUGUGGAAGCCUGGUACCUUGGUGGCUAUGGGAAAUACAUGCUGGGCCAGAAGUUGAAGGAGGUGGGGCAGACUGGCGAUGCUGACAAGUGGAAAAGCGUGUGGCGUUCUUCGCGGAAAUGGCUUAUUCAGUGCAUGAGGAUUUUCGAGGCCGAGGAGUAUGAGGACGAAAGGUUAGGGGAACAUGCACGGGAAUUGAUGGGCGUUAUUAGAGACGAGCUUGGCGAGGCUUUGGGGGAUGAUCUGGAUGAGGAUGUUUGGGAAGACACCGAUGAUGAGGCCGAUGUGGACACAGAUAUGCAAUAG